Molecule: messenger RNA, 1648 nt
Organism: Eutrema salsugineum
Lineage: Eukaryota; Viridiplantae; Streptophyta; Magnoliopsida; Brassicales; Brassicaceae
Product: protein S-acyltransferase 18
Exons: 9
Coding region: 96-1622 (508 amino acids)
Biological process (GO): protein targeting to membrane; peptidyl-L-cysteine S-palmitoylation
Cellular component (GO): endoplasmic reticulum; Golgi apparatus
Molecular function (GO): protein-cysteine S-palmitoyltransferase activity
Source: RefSeq, a predicted model, not a curated record
AUUUGUCUCCAUCUCUGUAAUCUUCGAAGCUUAGAGCUGCCAUGGACUCAUGAAGGUUACGAGUAAGAUCAAUUAGGGUUUCCGACGGAGUUAACAUGACGAGACGGCGCCAUGGCUGGCAACGACCAUUUCAUCCAUUACAGAUUGUAGGAGCUGUUAUUUAUAGUGUUCUGGUUUCAGCAUUCUACGUAUUCCUUGGCUUUUUCCUGGGGAAUCGAAUAGCUAUUAUCACACUUCUCUCGGUCUUCUCUUUUGUGGCGGUUUCGGUUAUAGUUCUAUUCGUUAGGUGCACUGCGAUUGAUCCUACGGAUAAGACUAGUGCUAGGAAAAAGAGAAGGGCCAAAUCUAAAGGAGUCUUGAUGAAGCUGAGAUUCAAGGUUGUGUUAAGCCAAGUUGUUGUGAGGUUUUUCAGGAGGUUGGAGAGGAAGAUCUUGAGGAAUUUUAUCAGACGGACGUAUUUGGAUCCAUGGAAAAGCAGCGUGCAGCUAGAACCGCUUCUUCCGUUUCCGCUUGUCUUGAAAGAUGAUGCUGUUACACCAGACCCUAAAGAGGAGGAUGAUAUCUCUUAUUGCUCACUUUGUGAUUUAGAGGUUAAACGCAGCAGUAAGCAUUGCAGGACAUGUAACCGGUGUGUUGAAGGGUUUGAUCAUCAUUGCAGGUGGCUUAAUAACUGUGUUGGGAAGAGGAAUUACACCACUUUCAUACUCCUGAUGGUUUUCGUCUUGCUCAUGCUAAUGAUAGAAGGUGGAACAGCCAUUGCCAUAUUUGUCAGAUGUUUUGUGGACAAGAAAGGGAUGGAAUCCGAAUUGAAAACAAGGCUUUAUGUAGAGUUCCCUAGAUGGGCACUUGCUACAAUAUCUGUUAUGUUGGUUUUGUUAACGGCCUAUGGCUCGGCAGCCAUGGGGCAGCUUUUCCUCUUCCAUGUAGUUCUCAUAAGAAAGGGGAUGAGAACAUAUGACUAUAUACUAGCGAUGAGAGAGGAGAACCAAUUUGCAGAAGAGGAUCCCUUUGAUGAAUUAGAUUCAUCUUCAGAUGAAAGCUCCGAUUUUGAUUCGCCUGAAAGACCAAUACACACUACGUUCAUCUCCAAGUUUAUGUGCAGGAAAACAAAUGAGAAUCAGAGGAGACUAUCCAUUAAGAUAGAAGGAGAUGGGCUUUCACCUUCUUCCACGCAGAUCAACAACAAGAAACCGGGUUUUCAUGUAAGCAUAAACCCAUGGAAACUGAUCACUUUAAGCAGUGAAAAGGCUCUACAAGCAGCUGAGAAAGCAAGGGAAAGACUGAGGAGACCAAAACCAGUUUCCGAGACUGAAGAAGAUUCACUUAAGCCACUUCCAUUAGAGACGAAAUUCGGAUUGCUGUUAGAUCCAGACAACUUGCCACCAUCAACAUCUGCAGCAGUUAAGCUUCAGGUUUCGCCAGGGAAAUUCUCUAGCCCACGAAGAAGAUUCUCAGGCUCUUCUUCGUCUUCCACUGUGUCUGUGCCAUCCCCGAAACAAAAAUACAGGAGUAACUUUGACUUGAAGCUAACGGAAGUCUCUAAGGAGCUCGAAAGUUACAUCUCAAGACAAGUUUUGUGUUCUGUGAUUAAGCAAGAUGGAAGUGAAGCAUCACCAAGAUAAAAAAAGAAACUGUUUUUUUCUUUUUU